Fonsecaea multimorphosa CBS 102226 is the source of this 408-nucleotide messenger RNA. RefSeq lists its product as uncharacterized. The transcript has a single exon. Gene Ontology annotation, cellular component: BLOC-1 complex. Gene Ontology annotation, biological process: endosomal transport. Lineage: Eukaryota; Fungi; Ascomycota; Eurotiomycetes; Chaetothyriales; Herpotrichiellaceae. The coding region runs from base 1 to 408 and encodes 135 amino acids. The record is from RefSeq and is a predicted model, not a curated record.
AUGUCUACGGCAGCGUCAGCAGCAUCCGAGUCGCAACGGCCGCCAGCAUCGUCCGCACAACGAACACAAGAGGCCAAAGAUGCAUUUACGGCUUCACUGAACGCUGUUGGAGCCAGCAUUGAUGCCGAGUUGCACGCUCGGGCAAAAAACAUCCACGCCAAUGCAAAGGCUCUAACAAAGCAAGAGGAUGACGUGCGGAAGGAGACAAAAGCCCUGGCCAAAGAGAACGAUUCUUUGCAGAAGCUGCUCGACAAAACCAGCAAAGAGGUGCAGAGUUUGGGUGACUUGGACGAUAUCAUGGCGAACCUUGACGCGGAUAUGGCCAUGAUUGAGGAAACCCUCCGACUGGUUGAAGAAGAGGAAGACGAACGUUCUCAGAAGAGCAACGUGUCGGGAACCAACAACUGA